This is a messenger RNA of Cyphellophora attinorum, 1458 nucleotides long. RefSeq lists its product as uncharacterized. The record is from RefSeq and is a predicted model, not a curated record. Gene Ontology annotation, cellular component: fungal-type vacuole membrane. The transcript has 3 exons. The coding region runs from base 1 to 1458 and encodes 485 amino acids. Gene Ontology annotation, molecular function: transmembrane transporter activity. Gene Ontology annotation, biological process: transmembrane transport. Lineage: Eukaryota; Fungi; Ascomycota; Eurotiomycetes; Chaetothyriales; Cyphellophoraceae.
AUGUCGCACGAGGCGACUUCGCGCCAGACGGCAGAUGACGUUCAGGCAAAUGAUUUGCUGGCACAGCGGCCAAAGAACUACGCAUACCGGCUACUCGAUAGUAUCGGCCUCAUCACAGUCCACAAUUCACCAACCGACGCAAAACUCAUCCUCAUUCAGCGCUUCGUACGAGUCUUUGGCUAUGGCCUCGUUGCACUCAACCUUGCUGCCUACCUGUCCGCGCUGGGAUUCUCUGACACCCAGAUUGGGAUCUUCUUUGGCCUUACGCUAAUUGGCGACUUCUUCAUGGUCCUGCUGCUGACUCAGUUCGCUCACGUCAUUGGAUUAAAGACUGUGCUCGUCGUUGGUGCGGUGCUGAUGACUAUGAGCGGCGUUGUCUUCGCUUUGGCAAGCAACUACUGGAUUCUACUGGCUGCAGCCGUGCUGGGAGUGCUGAGUCCAAGUGCUACCGAGGUGGGCCCAUUCAAGACCAUCGAAGAAGGUGCUCUAUUCAACGUCGUGAUCCGAAACGUGGUCGAUGUGAUGGCUUGGUAUGGCACUGCUGAGUUUCUGUCCACUGCUCUCGGCAUUGCAGCUUGUGGUGCAAUCAUGGCAUUUCUUCAGAGCUCAAGGUUCUCGUGGACGUUUGUGUCCGCAUGUCGCGCAGUCUUUGCCAUAUACGCCGGCAUAGGAGUCCUGAAGAUCAUCUUGUCGAGUUGCCUGAGCGAGCAAAUCGAGACACAAAUAACGUCAAAGGAUGGCGGGCCCCAGGAAAGGAGAGGACAACCACAGUCUUCUCCGAGCCCUCCAGCAACAGCGAUUGUUGCAGAAGAUGAGCCGCUGCUCUCGUCGCUGGCAGCAUCAUCUCUUGACUCGGAGACCUCUGUACACAAGCAAGGCUUCUCUGUCCUUUCGUUGGACUCGAAAGAGAGACUCCUUCUGCUGAAACUCUGUGUACUUCAAGCGACGGAUUCCAUCUCCGUUGGGCUGUCUUCAGUACCAUGGCAAACAUACUUUGUGCGAACGCGAUUUGGUCUCUCCAGUUCGAGCCUGGGUACAAUAUUCUUCUUUGGCAGCAUGCUGUCAGCAGCUGGCACCAUGACAUCCGUUUCGCUGUCUCGGAGACUUGGCAACAUGGUCACACUAGCAACAACAUACGGCCCAGCAGGUCUAGUGAUGCUCUUCUUCGGCCUCCCCUCUACUCCCCCUCCCCUUGUCUUCCUCCUCCUCCUUCAGGCAUUCCUUGACGAUAUAUACCUCGCGCCCAGGAACACACUCAUAGGCCGAAUCCUCACGCCAAUAAAUGGGUUUGGUUCUUUUCUGACGGGUGUGCUGGCUGAUCGAGGACUGUUCUGGCUUGUGUUUGUCAUUGCAGGCAGUCUGAAGAUGGUGUAUGUUUGUGCUAUGCUCUGGACUUUCUUGGCAGUUGAUCGUAGAUUGACUGCUGAGAUUGAUGGAAGGGACGAUGACAGGGACUGA